Molecule: messenger RNA, 6212 nt
Organism: Acanthoscelides obtectus
Lineage: Eukaryota; Metazoa; Arthropoda; Insecta; Coleoptera; Chrysomelidae
Source: the annotation of a GenBank genome assembly
CAGGAACAAAUAUGACCAAUUCAAUACAUCCCUCAAGAAAUCGGACAGCCAAGUGGCGGCGGAAGAGAUCACUACUCCCGAAAGCAUACCGGAAUAUGACCGACCUCCGCUCAGAAAGAUCGAUCAGUAUUUCAGGCCUGAGAUACCGGGUCUAUCGAAACGGGUCACGGUAGCCUUGCUCAGCUGCAUGGGAUUUAUCAUCAUGUUCGGGAUGAGGACUAGCAUGGGAUUGGUCAAGAUUAAGAUGACAAACACCACCUGGGAUACGAAAACCCUAUCGGAAGUGGAUGCGGCUAUCUUCUGGGGCUACUUCGUCACCCAGAUCCCAGGCGGUCUAAUCGCUGCGGCUUAUCCGGCCAACCGGCUUUUUGGAGCAGCCAUUGGAUCCUCCUGCUUACUCAAUCUGAUCAUCCCUUUCGUAUACACGCAACCGAACGCGCUCAUAUCCAUCAAGGUUAUGCAGGGAUUGGUUGAGGGUGUCACAUAUCCAGCUUGUCAUGGCAUCAUGCGUCAUUGGGCUCCUCCGUUGGAGAGAAGCAAAUUGGCAACGCUGGCGUUCAGCGGAUGUUACGCAGGAGUUAUGUUCUCUAUGCCCAUUUCCGGAGAGCUUAUAGAACACUACGGACCGCUGGCGCCUUUUUAUUUUUAUGGGUCCGUUGGGAUAUUUUGGUAUUUGGCUUGGCUGUGGUUGGUCUUCGAAAAGCCCUCAUAUCACACCUGCAUCGACACCAAGGAGCUCAACUUCAUCGAGUCAUCCUUGGGCGGCACUCAGCAACACUACGUAACUCCAACGUUGACCAACACUCCUUGGAAGGCCUUCUUCACUUCGUUGCCAUGCUACGCAAUUUUCGUAGCCAAUUUCUGCAGGUCAUGGAACUUUUAUUUGUUGGUACUUUUCCAGGCCUCAUAUUUCAAGGAUGCUUUCAAUUCCACCAUGACAGAGAAUGCGUUCUUAGGUGCACUUCCUCAUCUGCUGAUGACUAUCGUGGUACCAACAGGUGGUAUUCUGGCUGACAGAAUACGGAAAAAGGGGAUCUUAACCACGACACAAGUCAGGAAACUCUUCAAUUGUGGAGGCUUUGGCAUGGAAGCCACAUUCUUCAUAAUAAUGGCUUACUCCAGCACCAUAACGCAAGGUAUGACUGCACUGACGAUAGGCGUAGCUUUCAGUGGUUUCGCCAUUUCAGGCUUCAACGUCAACCAUCUGGAUAUUGCUCCAAGGUACGCUAGUAUCUUGAUGGGUAUGUCCAAUGGAAUUGGGACCAUUGCAGGUGCUAUUUGUCCAUUUGUGGUGCAUCAGAUUGUAGAGGAGAAGACAAUUGUUGCAGAAAAAAGAAGAGUGGAGGAUCGUCUUGAUAAUAUCGGCCUUUAUACACUAUGCAGGAAUAAUUUUCUAUGGAGUCUUCGCUUCUGGAGAAUUGCAGCCAUGGGCUGAUCCCAAGAUUGAGGAAGAAAAACAAUGGAAUCAACUGAAUGCUCCUCUACCUGUUAAGCAAUCGUCGGUGGACCAAGGUCUCCUCCACCGCAAGCCCUCUGGUGGUACUGCGUCAUACCAACAGCACCAGCCUCCCAGCUACGGUGCCGUCAUGGAGACACAAUUACCCCCUCAACCAUCUCGCCCACCACCUCCCAUGCCCGCAUCUCCAGCCCCCAUCCUUUCCACCAGCAACCCCUUUGCAGUUUCCUCCAACCCUUUCAGACAAGAAACGGUACAACCGCCUGCUCAGGAUCAGUACCUUCAUGGAGGGCCGCAAGAAAGGACGUAUUAGAAAAUUUUAAGGGUGUGUGUAUGGGAGGGUUUAGUAUUCCAAAUUAGUGGGUGGAGAUCAUUAUUCAAUAAAAGUAAUCAUUUUGUUAUUUUAUAAUGUACGGUAAGCUUGAAUAGUGGUCAGAUGGGCCCACAAAAUCAAAUAAAAUAUGUUAGAUCCCACAUACUCUGUUGAGAGAGGCUAGUAUAGCAUUUUGAAGGUUUUUCUAAAAAAAUGUAGGGGGUCAUUGACUAUUUUAAAAUUAUUUUAUUCUGUGACGAUUUUUGACAUACCGCUUUGUUUUGGAGAUACGGGCCCCGAAAUGACGCUACUUAAAAUAGGUUUUUCGACACUAUGUAAAUCGAUGAAAUUUUUGUAAGAAAAGAGUAAUAGCCAGUUGGGACCUUACAUGCUGGUAUGGUUAUUUAGUUCGGCAGAAGUGCAUAACCCCUAACCCAAUAUUGACUUUCUUUAAGCCAUAUAAUGGUUCAAAAAUGAUACUUUUGUAAAGCCUAACUUUUUGGCUUUUUUCAACCUUUUUAGCAUUCACUGCAGCGUAAAUCGACAUGGAGAUACUAAGCGAUAUUCAAACAAGAUUGUUUUAUAUAAAUGCGGAGAAGAGAUCAGGCUUUAAAAACAUCACCGUUCAACCAAUUUACAGGGUAUCGAAAAAUGAUGUUCUGCGGGUACCAUCGUAUGAGGCGCUGAUUGAUUAUUAUGCUAACAAAAUUUCCUUAAGUUAAACAGUGCCGUUCAGAAGCAAUUGAAAAAGAACCUACUUUAGGUGGCGUCCUUUAAGGACAUAUCUCCAAUUGAGCAGUAUUUCGGAAACAGAGGGCAAAAUAGUCUUAAAAGAGGCUCAGAUCGCCCUUUGAAUGUUUGUCCAAUGUUUUAAAAAUACCGGGUAAUUUUUAUUCGUUCGUAAACAUUUGAAGUGCAGCUUUAUAUUGAAGCACACUGUACAAUGAGUGCUUUGACUUUGUCUAGAAAAACAAACCAAGUCAAUUUUAUAAUUAUCGUUUCGUGAAGCCAUAUGAAAUUCACAUAUCUGUUAUAUCUUCAAUUCUUAGGCUCCUUAAUAUCAAAAACGUAUUUUAUUUUGACAUUAUCGUCGAAUUAAUUUUCUGAGCUAUAAUAUGUGAAUUUAUGAAAAAAGGGACAGUAUAUACUAUCCAGUACUAUAUAGCCUGUCGAGGGGAAGAUUUAAGCCAGAACAUGAGAGAAUAUGUAAUCUUUCCUCGAGAAGCUCAAGUAAUUUUCAUAACCCUUAAACAAGAAAAAUCCAUUUUUACUGAGACAUAUCGCAGAUUUGAAAUGAAGAGUGUGCAAAUACAAAGGGUCAUUAAAAUAUCAGAAGAAGAAGAAAGAAAAACAGCCAUGUAUUGAUUAAAAUUGAUUUUUAUGAGAACUCAUAUGAUAAUAACAACGAAAACUGAGUUUUUCUUACAGGCGUUAUGAAAAUUCCAUUUUAAAGACAACCUUGAAUAAAAUAAAAACAUAAUCAUGUACGAUAAGUGUCUUAUAAAUAAGUAUUACAAAACCUUGAAAAGUUUAUAGAAGAUAAGAAUUAUGUGAAUAGUUCAUUCAAAAAUCACCAUUUGAGCAUACAUUUUAAUAGAGUUUAGGGAAAUAUAAUAUCAGAUACACAUGUUAUAUAGUUGGUACUUUGUGUUACAUGUCAACUAAAAGCAAAAAAUACAGCAGUAGCCUAUACAACAUAUAAACUUUGAAAUUGUAUCUAAAGCCGAAUAUCUAAAGCAGCAGUAUAAUAUUUGAUAGGCAGAAUUAAGUAGCCAAUCAUACUGUUUGGCCUACAAAUCAAAACAUACCACGUCGAAAAUACAAACGUAUUCUUCGUCAGUGGUUCUGUGAUUUGGAAAACUGGAGCUUAGCGUUAUGUGUUGUUUAAGCUACAUGGCAAAUAAACUCCAAAAUUUUAGUAAAUAAUAAAUAUUGUAGUAGUUGCCUCUAUUUUCGAGAAGAUAUUACAAUAACAAAUAAUAAAUAUAUUACAAAAAUACCUAAGCUACGUGUUAGCUGAUCGUGGAAGCAAUCUUUGAAAUCGAUGACUGUCGUAAGUCAGUGCCUAUCUGCACUUAUUAUUCGACGCAACUUGAAAUUUUGGUUAGGUUAGAUUUCAUAGAUAUUUAAGGCUAUCCUCGAUAAACUAUUUUCUCUUAUAGUUCAAUACAAUUUGAUGGAGUACUCAGCAAUAAAUCUUGAAAAAAAAUGGAAAUACAAAUUAAAAAUACAAUUUUCGCCAUAUACAACUGGUUUUACAUAAGGAAAUUGAACAAAUUUGCACCCAAAAAGAGAACUUAUCAAAAAAUAUAGCAUUAAAUAAUCAGGCCAAAUGAGAAUAAAAUGACGAGCUUGCUCGACAAAAUAGAAUGGUACAGACGUAAUAUUUGCUGAUCAAGCAGUCAAAUCGAGUUAAACUAUCCGAGAGUAGUUUAAUCCAUCAUUGCAUACUAGUGAAUCAAAGUAAGAACAAAAUAUCAUGAUGCUUUCGAAAGUUUGUCAAAACUUCAUCUGGCAGAACUCAAUAUUCAUCAUUACUAUUAAACAAGGUAUCGCAACCGAUCGAGAACUGGUACUGGGUACUGCCCUUAGCAAGUAUUUUCAGUUCAGUUUGUUGUUAGACUAUAUUUCAGCGUGGUCUCAAUCUAAAAAUUAUUUGCAAAAGGAGACUACACAACAGUAUAUAUCCAAAAAAAGGUAUGCGAUAGGAAGUCUCGAGGAUAUCUUUUUAUAGUAUUUUAUCCAAAAACAAGAUUGCAACUGUUAAAUAUAGCACUUUGAAGGUAUAUUUAGGUACUAUCCGUCAAUUUGUGAAUUUGUAUACCUAUUGCGACAUUGUUUUAUAAAUAUACAUAAAAACAAUGCAGUCAAACUAAAAAAUAGUUAUACUAGCAUAAAUAUAUUAUGAAGUAUUUUCUAUAUAGAUUGAACCUAUAGAAAUUAUUAACAGUUUAGAUAAGUGUUCUUGUGAUACAUUAAUAUGAAAUUAUAAUAGAUAUAGUAUUUUUUAUUUGAAAGUAGAUAUAUUGGUCUAUACAGGGUGCUUGGAACUAUAUCGGAGAAAUUGGGCGAAUAAUGUUGACUAAUUUUUCCUUAUGAAUAAAAUAAUACUAAUGGUUUCAUAGUGUAGGUUCUAAGAUAUUAAUUGGCGAUACAAAUUCAAAAACUGCGCCUCCAUUUCAACCAUUGAAAUGUUGUGCUUUGUAAAAAAUAGUUCGUCUUUUCUUGUAAAAUAUCUAAACGCCCUGUAUAAAAAUAGGCAAGUCAUUUUAUUAAUGAUUAAGCUCCGCAAACCUAUUGCGAUUUACAAAAAGGUGGGAAAUACACGUAAUUUUGCAAUGUUUUUUGCUCUUCUAUAAAGCACUUGAAGCCAGUCGCUGAAAGAUCAUUACAGACCGUGCAGUGAAUAGUGCGGUACAAAUGAGUGGGUUCACAUAUAUUUAGUUCAGCGGCUAAAAGAGUAUUUGCCUAUACUGUUCGUAAAAUAGUAAAAAACUUAGAGGUUGUAGCAAAUUGACUGUUUCUAAUAUCAAAAACGUUUUGGAUAAUGAUUGUGUAAAAGACCGAUCAUCGAACCACACCAUUUGAUUUCCAGUUAUCUCAUAAAUCCAUAGUUUAGAGUAAUGAAAACGAAACAGUCCAAGCUGCUUACAUUGAAGCUUCUUGGAAGCAGUCGUCUAAUAGAGUGCACCAUACAUAUCCAAUAAAUUACAGAUUAAGGAAACGAUGAUGGGGCACGAGAAUCGGUGAGUCGGUAUCAGUGUAAAUGAACAAAAACUGGUACGUGUUACAUAAUAUAUUAACACGUUGACGGACACUGACGGGCAUUCCCGUCUUCGCCCUGAUUUCGUGGCAUGAAAAUUAUUUUAAAAGAAGCUGAUUGGUUAGCUCAUGGUCACGAAAUAUGUUCAUGUUUGCAGUGACCUUGGCCACCUCGCCGCGGAAUCAGCCGUCACUUGGUUUGUUAUUAUCAGUCGAAUAGGAUUACUGUUUUGCUCUCUUGCGGGGUGUUUUUGUGUUGUAUGUUUUACGUUUUGGUUUGUAAUAUUUUCGUUAAAGUCUACUGUUGGCUUGGAAGCUGUAUUGUACCAUAUUUUUGCAUUGUUUGGAGUAACAAAAUAUGUGUUUCGUUUGCGACAACGUUUGCGUUGGUUGCUUAGAAAUGGCGUGGUAUGAAGUGAUGACGAUAAUUAUCUCGCUGACGAAAACAAUUCAAAUUCAUCCAGAGAGAAUGUACAGGAGAGGGACAGAUUUAGUGAAAUUUAGUGUAUAUAUAAAUCAAGAACAAAAAUCUAGAUAUGAUAUAAAAUUUUAUGAGCUUUGUAGCAGUGACUGAUAUGUGCUCAAUAUGGAAAUUUAUAGAGAAAAAACAUGGGAUUAUGAUGCACCAAUGCAACCAAGAACCAAGAAUUACUGCCUUAGUGAAACGUCUCAUUAUGCAUU